Messenger RNA from Cuscuta epithymum, 2428 nucleotides. The record is from the annotation of a GenBank genome assembly. NCBI's taxonomy places the organism in Eukaryota, Viridiplantae, Streptophyta, Magnoliopsida, Solanales, Convolvulaceae.
AUUCCGUAUUCCGUCAAUUCCUCCAUGAAUUAAUUGAUCACCAAAUUCAGUUUAGAUUCAUCACUCUCGCAUGAUCGAUUUUUUCUGUUCUGGAGUACAUCGACUUCUACAAGCGACGUACAUACGUAGCGAAAUAGAUCAUAAUAUGUUUAACGUAACAAAUUAAAUAUAUUAUGGAUCGAUUAGCCGAUUGUAUAAAUUAAAUCGCACGUACUUAUUAUAUAUCCGGCACCGAUCAGAUCGAUCGAUAAUAAGUAAGCCGGUGGCCGGAAAGUUGAGGACAUAUAAUGGGUACGGAAGUGGCGGCUGAUAUAGAGGCACCCCCUUCCGCUUAUAAAGUCAAUGGCGGCAACUCUACCAUCUUCAGGAAACCCACCCGUCCAGUUACUUUGAAGUUUGAAGAUGUGGUUUACAAGAUCAAGCCGAGCAAGAAAGAAGGUUUGUCGUUACUGAUGAAAACGAGGAAACAGAAAGUCGAAGCCGAGAAAACGAUCCUGAAUGGGGUGACGGGUGCGGUGUUCCCCGGCGAGAUGCUUGCGAUGUUGGGUCCUUCAGGGUCCGGGAAAACCACCCUACUCACUGCACUUGGUGGCCGGCUCGGCGACGGAGGCCGUCAUCAGCUCACAGGAAAAAUAACCUACAACGGAAAACCGUUUUCAAACGCCAUGAAACGCAACACCGGUUUCGUCCCUCAACAUGAGAUCAUGUACCCUGAACUCACCGUCACGGAAACCCUAGUUUUUUCGGCCCUCCUCCGUUUGCCGAGAAGUCUGACGAAGUCAGAAAAGGUUGCACAGGCGGAGGCGGUGAUCGCUCAGCUCGGGCUGAGCAAGUGCAAGAACAGCCUGGUCGGCGGUUCUUGGAUGAGAGGGGUUUCUGGGGGAGAAAGAAAGAGGGUUAGUAUCGGACAAGAAAUGCUAAUAAACCCGAGCCUGCUUUUGCUGGACGAGCCGACGUCGGGGCUGGACUCGACGACGGCUCAGCGGAUCGUGUCGACCAUGUGGGAACUGAGUCAGGACGGCGGGAGGACAGUGGUGAUGACCAUCCACCAGCCGUCGAGCAGGCUGUUUUAUAUGUUUGACAAAGUGCUUUUGUUGUGCGAAGGAAGUCCGUUGUAUUUUGGAAGAGGGUCGGAGGUUAUGAACUAUUUCUCCAGCAUUGGGUUCUCUCCUUCUGUCGCCAUGAAUCCUUCCGACUUCCUGUUGGACCUCGCCAACGGUGUUCCGGGCGACGAUUUACGUGAAAAUCAAGCAGCAAUAAAGGAGAUUCUGGUUUCCGCUUUCAAAACAAAUCUGUUAGAAACGUUGGAAGAUGAACUGCGGGAAACAAAAACAGGGGAUGAAAUUUCGUCGAAUUCCGCCGGCUACGAGAAGCGUUACAAAGGAUGGUCAAUUACUUGGUGGGAGCAAUUUACAGUGCUGUUGAAUAGGGGUUUGAAACAGCGCAAGUCCGACUCCUUCUCCGGCCUAAAAAUCGGCCAAAUUUUAGUCGUAGCCUUACUUACCGGCGCUUUGUGGUGGAAAUCCGUCGACUUGCAAGAUCAGAUUGGGUUGUUAUUUUUCUGUUCAUCAUUCUGGGGAUUCUUCCCACUGUUCCAAGCAAUAUUCACAUUCCCAGCAGAGAAGAAAAUGCUUAAGAAGGAAAGAUCAUCAGGAAUGUACAGGCUCUCAUCAUUCUUCAUGGCAAGAACCGCUGGCGACCUUCCCAUGGAGCUCGUCCUUCCAACCGUCUUCAUGCUAAUAACAUACUGGAUGGCAGGUCUAAAACCAACCCCAGGCCACUUCUUCUCCACCCUACUCGUCAUCCUACUCUGUGUACUGGUCUGUCAAAGUCUCGGGCUAGCCAUUGGUGCAAUCGUUAUGGAUCAGAAGUCCGCAACGACUCUCGGGUCUGUCAUCAUGUUAUCUUUCCUUCUCGCUGGGGGUUAUUACGUCAGGCAUGUCCCUAAGUUCAUAGGAUGGAUAAAGUAUGUAUCCAUUGGGCAGUAUACAUACAAGCUUUUGUUGGAGACACAGUUUAAGCCGGAGGAAACUUAUCUUUGCCCCUCCGCUGCGGCGGGAGGAGGAGGGAUGGUUUGUUUGGUUAAGGAUCAUCCUUCUAUUGAGAGAGCUGAGCUUGGGAAACAUGUCACCUUUUCUGUUGUUGCAUUGCUCAUCAUGCUUGUGGGUUACAGGCUGAUUGCAUAUGUAGCCUUAAUGAGAGUGGGAAGAACCAAGUAGUUGUUAAAUAAGUAGCUUAUAUUUGGUAGUUCUUGGCUUGUUAGUAGAUGCAUUUUCUGAAAACCUAUACUGAAUAAGUUCAUUGCUAGGUAAUUAAUCACCUUACCAUUUGUUAAACUCCCAUUUGUUAUGAUCAUAUUAUCUUGAUGUAGACAUUACACGAAGUAUAUUAAAGCGCGAAAUAAUGAUUUUGUUAAGAAACACAAUUU